GCUAAAUGUUUCUCAUGACAAUCUCAAUACUACAAAUAUGUUAGAAUCAUGGCAUCGGAAGCUUAAAUAUGAUAUUUUUGAUGGAAAGCCUAAUCGACGUAGAGAUAUUCUUAUUCAUGAAUUAUAUGUUAAUGAAAAUAGUGAUGCUUGA
This is a messenger RNA of Racocetra persica, 151 nucleotides long. Lineage: Eukaryota; Fungi; Glomeromycota; Glomeromycetes; Diversisporales; Gigasporaceae. The record is from the annotation of a GenBank genome assembly.